AUGCCCUCUUUCGAUUGUACGUUGAAAAUCGAUAAGGUAUGAAUCUUACCGUAAGAUUGGUGAAUUUGGUACUAGCCUAGGCUAGUACGCCUAUAAAAUUACAAUUUUCAGGACGAGCCUCGAACUUUCUGGAGAAUCCCAAUUAGUGUUGCCAUUUUGUUGGUUCAAGUUUCGGUUGUUGGAUUUUUCGUGCACAUGGCUUGUGCAAACCCGCGAGUGAUUAUAGAGAACCUGUGUUUUGUACGUUUCACACUCCGAAUAGGAAGAUCUAGAUUUCACGAAAUUUCAGGGUGCCAUCCAAGUCGCCAUUUCGAUUUGCUUCAUCACAAACUUCUAUUACGCGAUUCUUCUUCACUUUGUUGCGCAAGUUUGUGGUUUGGUUAUUGGAUUUUUCGUUUUUGUGCAAUUCUUCAUAGGUGAAUUAGAAAAUCUUGUUCUUUUUAAUUAAAAAUUCAAAAGUUUUUCAGUGGAGGCUGGAAGAUGGAACGAAUCUGAAACGAAAGUGGUAAAAUCCAAUGUCGCUGUGAUUUUUGUGAUUUGUGAGUUUUCCAUGGAUAAAAUUACAAAAUAGAAUUCUACCUUCUGCAGAUUACAUCUUCUACAUGAAUCUCGUCUACAAACUCGUGGUUUAUCUCAAGAAUAAACGCGAAUCUGCUGCAAAGCAAAUUGAACCAACCGCCCCUUCUGUAAAUAUGGAGGAGUCCAAGUUUUUCAAUAAUUUUUGAAUCUAUCUAUCUAUCAUAUUUUUUUACAUCUUGUCAAAUAAAUUCUGUAUAAUUUAAUGUGUUUUUUCUUGAAAUCUUAUGGGUUUAAAGUGAACCUAAUUGUAAGUAUAAAUAUUUUCAUUUCGUCAGAAUUUCCAUAAUUUUUCUGUUUAGAGAGCAUUAAUGCCAACUUUUAAUUUCUCACUGAACAUUAAUCCGGUAAGAGUUCCCAGAUCAAAAAAAAAAUCACUAAAAGCAAAGAAUUUUUGAGAAUGAGCCAAGAACAUUCUGGAAAUUACCAGUGACCACCGCAAUUUUAUUCAUUCAAAUAUCAAUUAUCCUAUUUUUCGUUGGCUUGGCAUUCGAAUUAAAACGCUAUGAAAUUGCGUUGUUGGUAAGUUCGAAUUUCAGAUUUUCAGACAAAAAAAACAAUUUUUUGUUUAAAUAGAGCGCAGUUCAAUUGAUCAUCACAUUAUUCUUCAUAUCCGAUUUGUAUUAUGUGAUUUUGGUGCAUUUUUGUGCGCAGAUUUUCGGAUUUCUUGGGCUGGUUUUGUGGUUUUUUGAUGCUAUUUGGAGAAGUGAGUUUUUGUUUUUAAUUUUGAAGAAAAACUGGCGAAAAAUUUCCCAGGUUUAGACAAACUCCUGAUUUUUCCAGUCGGAAUCCGAAAAUCUGAAGCCACCAACAUCGAGAUCUUCACCGCCUGGUACAUGACAAUCAUCGGAAUCUUCUAUAUUUAUUACAUGGAUCUCGUCUACCAAAACAUUUUAUUCAUCGAAAAACAACGAAAAGCUGCAAAUCUUCGAAGAUCCGCUCCACACAAUUGUAAUAAUGCUUGA
This is a messenger RNA of Caenorhabditis angaria, 1541 nucleotides long. The record is from the annotation of a GenBank genome assembly. NCBI's taxonomy places the organism in Eukaryota, Metazoa, Nematoda, Chromadorea, Rhabditida, Rhabditidae.